GAUUGUUUUUAUAAUUUUACCAAUGAAAAAACGCGUAAAAAUAUAUGGAUAUAACUCGAUAAACUAUGGAACACCGUGAAUAUGGGGAAUAAAGUGUGAUUCAAUAUUAAAAGUGUAGUUAUGUGUCUGUGUUUACAGUAAUAGUCAUGGCUUGUGGGUUACAUUUCGAAGACAAUGACAUUUCCACAGAGGAGAUGGAAUUCCAGGCAAAGUGGAGCAGGUUUUCGGACUGGCUGCACUGCAUAUGUGUGGUCACGUUCGACUUGGAGUUGGGGCAGGCGAUGGAGAGUGUUUACCCCCCAGGGGUCAAAUUGACAGAUCAAGAAAAGUGCAAUAUUUGUUACUUGGCGUUCCCCGACUCUAACUCGGGGUGUAUGGGGGAUACACAGUUUCACGUGCGGCUACGGUCACGCGCGCCUCUCUCGCGUCAGCAGUUACUGUAUAACGAGGAUAGCGUGCCGACAUUACGCGCGGAUGCGACGCAUUACUGGGGCUUCGUCUAUUUCCGUCAGUGUAAAGACCCGUCGCUGCCCCGAGGAUACUUCCAGAAGAGCAUAAUUCUGCUCACGCGGCUGCCUUUUAUAAACCUGUUCUACAAGGUUAUUCAACUAAUCGCGCCCAAGCAUUUUGAAGAAGGCGAGAGUAGUCUUGAAGCUGCCUGUCAUGAUAUAAAUCGAUGGCCAGUUCUGGACGCGGGACAGAAUGUUCUACUACCCGUUUUGGGCACAGUUUUCCAGUCAUACAUUCCUAAUCAACAAACCGGUAAGAUCACACGUUCGGAUAUAGCUAAAGUAAUGUCUCCCAAUGUACCUCACAUAUUAGCUUCUAUACAAGAUGUGAACGUGUUUGAUGCGCUGUCAACAGUCAUAUCCCACUUACAUUUGCUCUGGGAACUUGUGCUAACUGCGGAACCUAUAGUGGUCAUGGCAAGUUCUCCGACUGAGUGCUCGGCGCUUGUCCAAGCACUAACACACCUAAUCCAGCCUCUUCCAUAUGCUGCUGAAUACCGACCAUAUUUCACAAUACAUGACAGUGAAUUCAAAGAGUUCACCAGAAAGCAGUACAACCCACCUUGCGUAAUUUUAGGCGUAACAAAUCCAUUCUUCACGAAAACAUUGCAACACUGGCCCCACACUAUCAAGUUGGGUGACCCAACGUCUAUGAAAUCUAAACUGCGGAAAGUGGGUAAUAUAAAGCUAUUAGACACAGCACCAGGAGUCUACACACAGUAUAAAACGUUUCUGGAGAAAGAUAAAGCUAUAAUCAAGAAGCUACAUAACGGGAUAAAGUCUGACCGUCCCUCCGAAGUCCAGACAGCAAUGGUGCGGAGACACCUGCUAGAACUAACUCAAAGCUUCAUGAUACCAUUAGAAAGGUACAUGGCUUCUCUAAUGCCGCUGCAAAAGAAUAUAUCACCGUUCCGAGCACCUCCUAUACCAAACCCUUUCAACCCGGAGGACUUUUUUGCAACACUACAGCAGGCCGGGCCGCAACUGACAUCCGGUAUUAAAGGAGACUGGAUAGGACUAUACCGAAGCUUCUUUAAAACGCUAAACUUCAGCGCCUGGUUUCAUCAGAGGCAUAGCAACUUAACAAAUAAGCUACACGCCUUACAGCUUGAGGCGUUAGCUGAGAGUGACUUGAAACAGUGGUCAAUAGGUAAAAAGGAAGUGGAAAUCGUGGAUAUGGUUCUAAAGCUGCGGGAAGUGUUGAAAAACAAUCCGCCGGUAGCAGAUAACACUCGGACUUUGCUAGCGAGGCGUUUGGAUGAUCUGAACUGUGUGUUGCCGGAGGAUAUGAAGAGUAUUCUGAACGCAGGGUUGUGACACGAAGAAUGCUGCGCCUCGAGGCUGAGAGGCUGCAGCGCGGACUGCAAAAUUCAGUUGAGCUACUGUAGGGCUAUACCUUGCUGUUAGGAUAGUUAAUGCACACUUAACA
Molecule: messenger RNA, 1938 nt
Organism: Cydia fagiglandana
Lineage: Eukaryota; Metazoa; Arthropoda; Insecta; Lepidoptera; Tortricidae
Product: protein DENND6A
Exons: 1
Coding region: 147-1826 (559 amino acids)
Cellular component (GO): recycling endosome
Molecular function (GO): guanyl-nucleotide exchange factor activity
Source: RefSeq, a predicted model, not a curated record